This is a messenger RNA of Daphnia magna, 1182 nucleotides long. RefSeq lists its product as uncharacterized. The transcript has 5 exons. The record is from RefSeq and is a predicted model, not a curated record. NCBI's taxonomy places the organism in Eukaryota, Metazoa, Arthropoda, Branchiopoda, Diplostraca, Daphniidae. Bases 94 to 1035 code for a protein of 313 amino acids.
UGUCAUGGCCGUGAGUCCAUCAGUCUGUUGUAAAAGAGGCGACAACUUCUAAAUUCUUUACCAACUGAGCUUCUCCUUCUAAGACCGUUCAAAAUGCGAUUAGAUUUUUCUUUAUCCGUUCUCCUAUUAGUGACUUAUGUCAUUGCUGACAAGGAGACGCAAACAAACGGCAGUCAAAACUUGUUCAAGUAUUUCACGGGUGACAUGGAAUCACUUCGGCAAAUGAUGACCAUGUCGUUCAUUUUGCCUUCGAGAGAAACAGUGACGGAAACAAAGACCGUAGUAUCGACAGUGUUGCCGCCAUUCACCAUUCCAACUCGGAGAACUAUCUUGGAAUUGUCGACAUCCACAUCGACCAUCACCUGCACGAAAUCUGUUGCAGUUCCAUGUUCCGUUCGCCAGAGGCCAACUCAAGGUCCGUCACGACCAAUGCGACCAGUGACUCUAUCUCCGUCCAUAAUUUCAACAAUGACAGAUAGUGAAGGCGAAAAGGUCCCAGAACAAGAAGGGGUAAAGAAACCAAUUCAAUCGGUGCAAUCUCUGAAACACACAGCCCUCGAAGUGUUUCUUUCAGAAGCCGAAAUUCACGAUCUCCUGGACGAAGCAUACAACGCGAACGAACAACAGUUUCUCGAUGUUUCCCCCUCUGUCGUUCAAGGAGUCGAGCCUACAAACCUACAAGAACUUCCGCUUCGAGAAGCUCGCGUUGCUGAUCCUCAGAUGAUGUUGGUGUACGGCAGCCGACCAGAAGACAUCGAGUCGGCUUUCUUCGACGGCCCUUAUAGUCCCGUUACGAUGCCUUUCAACAGGCGCUAUUUAAAACCUGCUUUGCCAACGAACAGGAGAUACGUGGAACCUGCUGGUGGUCUGCAGCGCCAAUUCUUACAACAAUUUUUUACGGUGACAAGAAGGUCAACUGUCUUCGAACUUGCUAUUUCCACUGUGACUCCGACUUGUUCGGAACCUGGCCGAAUUCAGCAAUGUCCAGUUGAGAAGAAGAAAACGAUUGACAAGAUAAAUGCUGAUGAGCAAUAGAAUGAGAGAGCUCCUUCAUUUUUAGAUUGAGGCAAAAAAGGAAACAUCAUCAGGCGUAUUUUAGCCGACAACGUGCCAUCAUUUCAUCCUGUAACUUAUUGUAAUCCACCAGAAUUGAGAAAUUAAAACGAAAAUAAUUGCACCCUG